UUAAGUGCAGUGGAGGACACAAAUGGAGCAUUGAUUCCAGGCAUGCUGGAGGGUCUGAGCUGUUUCCUGCAGCACUGAACCUUUUAAGAGUUUUCAUUGUUUCCCACAAAGUAUUAAAAUGCGAGUGUCUGCCAUUCAGGAUCUCAGGGAGGAUGAAAAUGAGGAUUGGGAAGAAGAAGAAGAAAAGAUCUUCCUCAAGCCUGUUAUUGAGGACAGAAAUAUGGAACUGGCCCGAAAAUGCAGUGAAUUAAUAAGUGAUAUACACUAUAAAGAAGAGUUUAAAAAAUCUAAAGGCAAGUGCAUAUUUGUACCUGACACCCCGCAGCUAAAACAUGUGAAAAGCCUUGGUGCUUUUAUUUCUGAGGUGAAAUAUAAAGGAGCUGCUAAGAAAGACCUUUCCAACUCUCUCUAUCAGCAGAUGCCAGCUACAAUUGACAGUGUAUUUGCGAAAGAAUUAAUGCACCUUCAGAGCAAGGUUCUCUAUAAACAAAAACAUGAUGCUGAGAAAGGAUUUUCAGACUAUGCACGUAUGAGGGAACCUCCAGAUGUUAAACAUGCCAUGGAAGUCAGUAAACACCAGAGUGAUGUAUCCUAUAAGAAGGAUGUGCAAGAUACUCAUAGGUACACCGAAGUGCUGAACAGACCAGACAUAAAAAAGGCAACUGAGAUAACAAAGAUAAUAAGUGAUGCAAAGUACAAGAAAGGAAGGGGAGAGCUAAAUAAGGAGUCUGCUGUGCUUGGAAGACCUGAUUUUGAACAUGCUAAAGGAGUUUCAAAACUUUUAAGCCAAGUGAAAUACAAAGAGAAGUUCAGUAAGGAAAUGAAGAGUCACCAGUACAAUCCUCUUGACAGUGCUUCCUUCAAGCAAGCACAGGUUGCAUCCACCUUGGCAAGUGAUGUGAACUACAAGAAGGAUUUGGAAAGCCUACAUGAUCCAGCAUCUGAUCUACCAAACCUGCUGCAUUUAAACCAUGCUUUAAAUAUCAGCAAAACACAGAGUGAUGUCAAGUACAAAGAAAAUUAUGAAAAAUCUAAAGGCAGAUCAAUGCUGGAGUUUGUGGAUACACCAAUGUAUCAAGUUUCAAAGGAGGCUCAAAAGAUGCAAAGUGAGAAAAUGUACCGCAGAGAUUUUGAAGAAGGGAUCAAGGGAAGACCUUCGUUGGAUUUAGACAAGACCCCAGAGUUCUUGCAUAUAAAACAAGUCACUAAUCUUCUGAAAGAGAAAGAGUAUCGAAAAGAUUUGGAAGAAGGAAUGAAAGGAAAAGGAAUGACAGUGUUUGAAGAUACACCAGAUUUGAUUAGAGUGAAAAAUGCAGCUCAGAUACUAAAUGAGAGGCAAUACAAGAAAGACUUGGAAACUGAAAUUAAAGGGAAAGGCAUGGAAGUUGGUCCAGAUACACCUGAGAUAAGACGAGCCAAGAAAGCUUCUGAAAUUGCAAGCAUGAAAGAAUACAAGAAAGACUUGGAGAAUGAAAUUAAAGGAAAGGGAAUGGAAGUGGGUACGGAUACCCUUGAUAUACAACGAGCCAAAAAAGCUUCUGAAAUUGUCAGCCAGAAAAUGUACAAAGAUGAAGCAGAGAAGAUGCUCUGUAACUAUUCUGCUGUCCCAGACACUCCUGAGAUGGAGAGGAUAAGAAGUACUCAGAAAAACAUCAGUUCAGUGUUUUAUAAGAAGGAAGUAGGAGCUGGCACAGCUGUAAAAGAUACUCCAGAGAUUGAAAGAGUAAAGAAAAAUCAACAGAAUAUUAGUUCGAUUAAAUACAAGGAAGAAAUUCGGCGUGCAACAACUAUUUCUGAUCCACCUGAACUAAGGAGAGUUAAGGAAAACCAGAAGAAUAUUAGCAAUGUUCAGUACAAAGAACAGCUCUGCAAAGCUACACCUGUGAGUGUCACCCCUGAGAUGGAAAGAGUCAAGAGGAAUCAAGAGAAUGUCAGCAUGGUUCACUACAGAGAGCAGCCUGGCAAAGCUACUGCUGUGAGUGUCACUCCUGAGAUAGAGAGAGUCAGGAAGAAUCAAGAUAAUAUCAGCUCGGUCAAGUACAGCAGUGAUCAGAGGCAGAUGAAAGGUAGACGUAGUGUGCUUCUAGACACACCUGAGCUAAGGCAUGUCAAAGAAACACAAAACAACAUCUCAAUGGUAAAAUAUCAUGAAGAUUUUGAGAAGACAAAGGGCAGAGGCUUCACCCCAGUGGUAGAUGAUCCUAUAACAGAGCGUGUACGAAAAAACACCCAAAUUGUGAGUGAUGCAGCAUACAAAGGUGUGCAUCCACAUAUCGUUGAAAUGGAUAGAAGACCAGGAAUAAUUGUUGAUCUUAAAGUUUGGCGCACAGAUCCUGGCUCCAUCUUCGACAUUGAUCCUCUGGAGGACAAUAUUCAGUCUAGGAGUCUGCAUAUGCUUUCUGAAAGAGCAAGCCGUUACAGUAAGCAGUAUUUGCAUUCUACCAGUCUGGGAGAUUAUAAGUCAGAUGGCUCUGACACGAACCCUACCUUUUCUUACUGCAGUGAGAUAACAAGGCCAUCUGAUGAAGGAGCUCCUGUUCUCCCUGGGGCAUAUCAACAAAGCCAGACUCAAGGAUAUGGAUACAUGCACCAGACCAGUAUGUCAUCCAUGAGGUCCAUGCAUUCACAGCCUCAUUCAGCAAGUCUGAGAACAUACAGAGCUAUGUAUGACUACAGCGCUCAAGAUGAAGAUGAAGUUUCCUUCAGGGAUGGUGAUUAUAUCAUCAAUGUGCAACCAAUUGAUGAUGGCUGGAUGUAUGGUACUGUUCAGAGAACUGGGAAAACAGGAAUGCUUCCAGCAAAUUAUAUUGAGUUUGUUAACUAAUUUUUGUCUCUUGUCCUUGGAGCUUUAUUAUGAUUUACUUAAAAUCUAACCUUUUAGAAAAAAAUCACAAUAAUCUUUUAAGAGUUCAUGAUCAUUACUUUAUCACUGCUAUAACAGUUUGCAUUUUCACUCAGAAUCCAUUUUAGAGUCCUUUAAAGAGAAAAUAAAUAAUCCACAAGAAGCUCAGAGCUUUGAAAACAGCAUUGCUUAUAAUAGUGCUCUUUCAAAAUGAAAAACAUACAUGGAAGCCUGGUGCUGCCAGUCCUAUAAAAACUUUGGUCAAUUAACUGUAAAGGCGUAAUGCCUUUUCCUUACACCUCAAAGAUCAUAAAAUUGAUUCACUUCUUAUGGCACUCUGAAGUCACAGGAGGUUAACACACAGAGUUUGAACACAUCUUCAAAUUAUUAGGGAAAUGUUUAAUGUUUAAGCAGUUAGCUUCCUAAUAAAAAUUAAUAUGUUGAGUAGAUAAUUCAGUCAUUUGACAUAAAGAAAAGUAACAUGCCAGUAAAAAAAACACCAACCCAGUAAAACCCCCUACUACCCAGCAGCCUUACAGUAAAUGUCUAUUUUGGCAGAAAAAAUUUCCUUACUCUUGCAUAUCCACAUUUAUUAUUGGAUUACACAUUUUUUCUUAUUUCCAAGCGAUCUAUUAGCUUUGCUUCCAUCCUAAUCCAUCAGUUAGAUCCAGGUCUGGAUUCAUGGUUCUUCAGUAUCUUUUCUGCAGAAGAUCCCUUGCUAAGACUUAUCUAAAAUACAAAACCUGUCAGCUCUUCUGUUUCCUUGUAAUAAUAUUUAACAUUCAAAUAGAAACUUCCAUUAGGGCAACGUACAACCAGUACUUCAUGUUAGCUCCUUCACCUGUAGUGCUGUAAAUACAGAGCCCACGUGCGGCCGCGGUGCUGUGCAGUCCCCCAGAGCCUGCAGUCACAUCCCGUUCUCACCACAGGUAACUCGCUUAAUGGCUGCUUUGCUGAUGAGCUGAUGUCCCUCCCCUGCUGCAGAAACACUUGUGGCUCCAUCGAGCAGUGGAGGAGAGCUCUGGUUCUUGUAGUGCAUUUCAGAUCAAUGGCCUGUUGCUUCAGUUUGCUCCCAAAUCCUUGGUGAUCCAACAGUGGGUUGUACGCUUGCCAAAUGAUUAAUGAUGGAGAAGAAUUAUGUUUCCUUUUAGUGACUUAAUCUUUCCAUAACUGACAUCGAAGGGAAAGCUAACUAAGCAAAAUCCAACAUGCCCUAUGCCAUUAUGUUUCAGUUUAGCCGUCUGUGGAAAACAGUAAAAAUAUUCUGCUGACAAACCUUCACAUGUGCUAUUUGGUGUGUCUUCACUUACAGCCAGAAUUGAGAGAUCCAGGUCUGAGUCUGUGAAGCUGGGAGAGGAUCUAACAGCUCGUGACACAGUGGAUCAGUAUGAGGGAUUUUGUCAGCAGGCUUCAGUCAUAUGCAACUUCUUUUUGCUUUGACUGUAUUCCCUCACAGGGAGAAAUUGUGGAAGGAAGGACAAAAGAGUUAAAGAUUCAUGGGAGAAAUUAUUUAUGCGGAUGCAGAAAUGUUUAAGGAAGAAAAUGUUUUUGUGAUAAAAUAAUUUGUGGAGUUCAGCCAUGUGCUAAGGAAAUUAACUUUGCAGUAGCCCUCAGAAUUUUGAGCCUGCACUGGCUUUCUUUCAUUCCUAAAAUUUGUAAAGUAGAAUUACAUAUAGAACUUUUAGACAGUUUUGUACUUCUCAUCUCACAUAUCAGGAAACCCUGAAAUGACUAUUUAAAAAUUAAAUAAGGAAGGCAGUAUGGAUUUCUUAUGUCAACUGAAAGUUGUCAGUGCAAAUCCCUGUAAGUUCUAUUUUUGCAUACAGUUUUUACAUACAAUUUCCAAAGAAUUAGUAAGCUUAUGCAAUUUUAUUUUGGGUCUUGCUAACACAGGGAUGAUACCGGCUGCCAAGCAGAAUGGAGUAACUGCGUUAAAAAAGAAAUUUAAAAAUGUCCGUGACUGUGGAAUUACCUGUGCUUUAUUGUCAGCAGCCUAAUUUCAAGGCUAAAGCUGCCCAGGAGUAUCCACCUUCAAAAAUUUGUUUUAAAAAUAGAAUUCCAUGACUGUGAAUAUGCAAUUUGUAUAGUUGAUUGCUGUGAUUUAAAAUUCUUGCAAGUUUUGCAUAAGGAGCUGCUCUUGCAGCAGACCCUUGUGCAUUACUGGUGACACCCACAUGAAAUCAGCAAGUCACAUGGUGUUUUUAAAGCUGAUGUGCUAUGCUGAGCCAGAAGCUCUAAAACAAGCAGUUUGCUUCUGUGUUGGUUUUCAUCACUGGCCAUCAACAAUGAAGAGAGGAAUUCCAUCUUCUGCUGGCUGGCAAAUUUUUCAGAUGAUGCCUGAGGCACAGCUGGCUGUCACUUGCUGCUGUGCUGCUCUAUUGGCAGUGCAAUGCUGACAACACUAAAAACAAGGUGUCAGUUUGCUAACCAAAUGUGAAUAAAAAAGAAAUACAGAGAAUAUCUGUAUGGCAUCAAGUUGCAAUUUUUGGUGACUUACAAAACAGAGAGUCUCCACCUAUAAAUACACAGUCAUUUUUCCUAAAUGAGGAGACAGCUUACAGUGUUGAAUACUUUAUGUGUAGGAGUAAAUCAGAAAAUGAGCAUUUGGUGACAUUAGAGAACUAUGUUGUGCUGAACAAUAGAAAUAAAAUUUCCUUUUGAAUUUUGAAUAUUCAUUAGCCUGGCAGAGCAGCUGAAGCAAUUUGCAAAAAACAAAAGGUCAAGAAAACAAAACAGUAUGUGAAUUGUAUUUCUCUUGAGAAUGGUAUGUCAGCAGAAUUAUUAAGAUCUGGUUUAAGUUACUUAUUCUUGUAGUCAACAUUUUUAUCAUAUAUGCUUAGAAAUUCAUAUUUAUAUGAAAUGGUUCCUGCUUUUUUGAUAUAAACUGAACUUUAGUGUGGUUUUGCAGCUUUGGUCUAAGCAAUGCAAUCAAAAGCCCAAAAUUAUCAGAAUGCAAUCAUAAUUUUUUUUUUU
Messenger RNA from Onychostruthus taczanowskii (white-rumped snowfinch), 5815 nucleotides. It is a transcript of the gene NEBL, whose product is annotated as nebulette. The record is from RefSeq and is a predicted model, not a curated record. Gene Ontology annotation, molecular function: actin filament binding. The coding region runs from base 119 to 2824 and encodes 901 amino acids. The transcript has 25 exons. Gene Ontology annotation, cellular component: Z disc; focal adhesion. Gene Ontology annotation, biological process: cardiac muscle thin filament assembly. Lineage: Eukaryota; Metazoa; Chordata; Aves; Passeriformes; Passeridae.